Messenger RNA from Linum tenue, 522 nucleotides. NCBI's taxonomy places the organism in Eukaryota, Viridiplantae, Streptophyta, Magnoliopsida, Malpighiales, Linaceae. The record is from the annotation of a GenBank genome assembly.
AUGGCUGUAGGGUGGAGACCGGCCCCGACAGGGUGGAUCACAGUGAACUCGGAUGGCUCGCUCCUGCGACCGUCCGAGUCUACCGCGGCAGGAGGAGCGCUUAGAGACUGGCAGGGUCGCUUGUUGGGGGCCUAUACAAUGAACCUGGGGAGAUGUUCCAUUACCAGAGCCGAAAUUUGGGGAGCACUGAAGGGACUGGAGCUAGCUUGGGAGGCGGGGCAUCGCCAGGUGGAGCUGCAGCUUGACUCCAAGACAGCAGUAGCCAUGCUACUCGACACUGGCCAGCACUGCCACCAGCACGCGAAUCUCACCAUCCGCUUCCAGGAGCUGCUUCGUCGUGACUGGGAAGUUCGAGUUAUUCAUGUUUAUAGAGAGGCCAAUUUUUUGGCUGAUUGUCUAGCCCAUAAGGGUCACUCGGUCUCACCGGGUACCCACAUGAUUGAUAUUUCGGACCCGGAUGUUUGUCGGUGGACUCGUUUUGACAUUGUUGGUGGUUUCACCAUUCGAUCGGUUUUUGAAUAA